Pangasianodon hypophthalmus (striped catfish) is the source of this 6283-nucleotide messenger RNA. It is a transcript of the gene grin3ba, whose product is annotated as glutamate receptor, ionotropic, N-methyl-D-aspartate 3Ba. Gene Ontology annotation, biological process: monoatomic ion transport; synaptic transmission, glutamatergic; ionotropic glutamate receptor signaling pathway. Lineage: Eukaryota; Metazoa; Chordata; Actinopteri; Siluriformes; Pangasiidae. The transcript is spliced from 9 exons. Gene Ontology annotation, molecular function: transmitter-gated monoatomic ion channel activity involved in regulation of postsynaptic membrane potential; NMDA glutamate receptor activity. Bases 1 to 3141 code for a protein of 1046 amino acids. The record is from RefSeq and is a predicted model, not a curated record. Gene Ontology annotation, cellular component: plasma membrane; postsynaptic membrane.
AUGGACCGAGCGGAGGACACGAGGUCCCGUGGUGUGGGCGGGGAAAUGAGCGUGCUGGGUCGCUGUGAGUCAAACCGGUUCCACCUGCAGAUGCUGACUCAUGUCCCUGCAUCUGGAUUGGCUGAGCUGCUUCUGUCGGUUCUGGUGCGAGCGGGGUGGCGGGGCGGGGCGGCGGUGAUGUGCCCCGGAGGGGGCGACGCCGGGGUGUUAGAACACCUCCACCAGCGGGGGCGGGCCGGGCUAAACGGCUCACACUGGCAUCUGUGGGAAACCCUUGACCUUUCCAGUCACUGGGCAUCUUCAUCGAGUGAGGAGGAAGCUAAUAACAACAACAACAACAAAUUUAUGUUACAUAAAAAGCCCGAGGAUGCGUCACAGGAAGUAGCUGAUAAGGAACAGGAAGUGAGCGAGCUCCUCUCACAGCUCAUGACCCGAACCCCAUCCGCCGUGCAUUCCAGCGCGGUCGUGUUCGGGUCGGACCCGGAGUGUGUGAGCUUGGUUUUGCGCGGAGCGACGCGACUCGGACACACGCUCUGGGUUCUAGGACUGCCCCUGAACCCGGACGCUUUAAGUGCUGUCGGGUCUCCGAAAGGCCUGCUAGCGUACGGACAGCCGGAGCGCAGACCGCUCAGCUCCUACAUCGGCGACGCGCUGCAGCUGGUGGGCCGGGCCGUGUCCGACGCCAGCGUGGUGCGACCCGACCUGGCGCUCAUCCAGAACAUGGUCAACUGCUUCGACAAGCCCAAUAAACACGAGGUGCUGUCAUCCGGACACUACCUGUCCAGAUUCUUCUCCAACACGUCCUUCGAGGGUCUGACGGGUCGUGUCAGCGUGCAUCCCUCCAUCUCUAGAGUUUCCACCACACAUGGGUUCCACAUUUGGAGCCUUCAGAGGGACGCUCUAGGUCAGCCGAGCUGGGCCACGGUGGCUGAGUGGCAGUCUGGACACUUGGAGAUGGAUAAGAAGAGCAUUUGGCCGGAAUUAAUGAAAGAUGAGAUGGAUCAGGAUGUGACCAUCCAGCCGGGAGGACGUUGGCAACCCGGACUUCCUGUUUCUGGGCACAGACUCCGCGUUGUGACUUUGGUGGAGCAUCCGUUUGUUUUUACCCGCAAUGCUGAUGAAGAUGGCCGAUGCCCGGCUGGACAGCUUUGUCUGGACCCUCGAACCAACAGCUCAGACAUUCUGAACCAUCUUUUCAGAGAUCUGGAGCAGAGAAACAGCAGCUCGUUACCGUCUGAGAUGAUCAAAUGCUGCUAUGGAUACUGCAUCGACCUGCUGGAGAAGCUCGCCGAGGAUAUGCGGUUUGAUUUCGAGCUCUACAUCGUAGGGGAUGGAAAGUACGGAGCGUGGAAGAAUGGGCAGUGGACCGGACUGGUGGGAGACUUGCUGAGCGGCGCGGCCGACGUGGCCAUCACCAGCUUCAGCAUCAAUUCAGCGCGGAGUAAAGUGAUGGACUUCACCAGCCCGUUCUUCUCCACCAGCUUGGCCAUCCUGGUGCGCAGUAAGGACACGGCCGCGCCCAUCGGAGCCUUCAUGUGGCCGUUACACUGGUCCAUGUGGGUGGCGAUCUUCAUCACGCUCCACAUCACCGCACUUUUCCUCACACUCUACGAGUGGAAGAGUCCGUUCGGAAUGACGCCGCACGGACGAAACCGGGUCCGAGUCUUUUCCUAUUCUUCUGCACUCAACCUCUGCUACGCCGUGCUGUUCGGAAGAACCGUCGCAAGCAAGACGCCAAAAUGCUGGACUGGACGAUUCCUCAUGAACCUCUGGGCCAUCUUCUGCCUGCUGGUGCUCUCCAGCUACACGGCUAACUUAGCGGCCGUAAUGGUGGGCGAGAAAAUAUUCGAGGAGGUUUCGGGAAUUCACGAUGCCAAGCUCCAGCAUCCGUCUCUGGGGUUCCGGUUUGGUACGGUCCACGAGAGCAGCGCUGAAGAUUACAUGAAGAAGAGUUUUCCUGAAGUUCACGAGUACAUGAGACACUUCAACCAGCCCACCACACCACAGGGGGUCGCUACGCUCAAGACAGAUCCUCCUCAGCUCGACGCUUUCAUCAUGGAUAAAGCUCUGCUCGAUUACGAAGUCUCCAUUGAUGCUGAGUGUAAGCUGCUGACGGUGGGAAAACCGUUCGCUAUCGAAGGUUAUGGUAUUGGUUUACCUCAGCAUUCCCCUUUGACCCGUAACUUUUCGGAGGUCGUGAACGGUUAUAAGUCGGACGGUUUUAUGGAUCUGCUGCAUGGUAAAUGGUAUCGGGUCACUCACUGCGGAAAACGAAGCUUCGCCGUCACCGAGACUCUGCAGAUGGGUAUCCAGCACUUCUCCGGACUCUUUGUGUUGUUGUGUGUUGGUGUUGUGGGUUCAUUACUCACACUGCUGAGUGAACACACCUUCUACAGCUUCAUCUUACCGCAUCUGCACAACAACCACAGACUGAAGUACUGGCUCCACACCAGCCAGAAAAUCCACCGAGCGUUAAACACAGUGUGUGACGAGAAGAAAACGGAAACGAUGAACACAAACACAAACAUUCCCCUGUGUCUGUCAGAAGGCUGUACGCUCCACCGCCUGCCCUCCGCUGAUCCCUCCAUCUCCUCCUCCUCCACCUCCAACAACAAGUGGAACAACGAAAGUCCUGAAGCUACCAGCAGCGAACCCAGAGACGCUAAUCACAAGCGCGUCCACUUCGACCUGGGAUCAGAGCGAGGCAUUCAGAGCCCGGACGGGGCUCCAGAGCGGGGCAUCGUGCGCUCAGACCGGGCCAUGUGUGAUCUCCUGGGGUCGGAUCAGGGCAGUAGGAGGUUGGAUGGGGGCAUUAAGAAGCUGUUGAGGUCACAGCGGGGUAUUAGGGGGUUAGUGGGCAGCCCCCCUGCUCAGCUCUGCUCCAAUGGGGACGCAGCGUCAGGACUCAGCCUGGUUCUCCUGCCCCCCGCCUGCCCCGCCUCCUCUCGCUCCUCUCUGUGGGAGGGGGAACUUCAGGAGAUCGAGGGCAAAAUCGAAGAGUUUCGGGGGAACCUGCGGGCGGCGCUGGCGCGGAGAGCCGAGCUCCAGAGGAACCUGGAGAGAGAGAGAGAGAGACUGAGACAGACGGAGAGAGACGGCAGCCGUCUCUCCAUCAUCACAGACAUGAACAGGAGGAGGUGAUGAGCGAGACAGGAGGGACGAACGAGCGCCAUCUCUCUUCUUCCCUCUUCUCUUUCUUUCUACAGGAAGUGCCGUUAGUUCCUCUCUGUACACAUGAACUUCCCUAAAGAGUCAAACGCUGUUUCUGCCAACGAGCUGGAAGUGACUGAGCGGAAAAAGUCUUUCUUUCAUUUUUAAUUAUAUUUUACAAACUCAAAAAAAAAAAAAGAGUAACGGUUUAAAGGUUACAGAGAGAAAAAAGAAUGUGAGAGAAAACAAGGACAAAAAACGAGAGAAAACUGGAAUGGGAAAAAAAAGAAAAGGACUGAAAACAGACAGGAAGAAGAGAGGGAAAAAAAGGAGAGGAUGUGAAGGAAAAGAUGAAAACAAGGAAGAAUGGAUUUAAAAAGUGAAAGAAAGAUUGCAAAAGAGAGAGCAGAGAGCAGAGAAGAAUGAGUGAGAGUGACAAAAGAAUGAAAGAAGGAGGAAUUGCAAGACAGACAGGAAGUAGAAAGAAAGAAACAAAGAAAGAAAGGGAUAAAAAGAAAAAAAGAAGAAGAGAGAAAAGAUAAGGAGGAAAGAAGAGCAACAAAAUAACAAGAAAAACAAAAUGAGAAUGUAACAAAAAAAGAAAGAGUACAAAAGAAAACAGAAAGAGAAAGAGAUGGAAGUAAAGAAAUAAUAGUGUAAAGUGAAGCGAGGGCGCUGAUUGGUCGGCUGCUGUAACGUCCAUUAUGACAUCAUCAGUGGGAAUUCUCCGACAUUCCGAGGAUUGUUAAUAUUCCACUGUAAUGAUGUUUAUCACGUGAUAAAAUGCAGAUCGAUUUUUAGAAGAAUUUUUUCGGAAAGCUGGAACGUGGAACGAAGGAAAUUUGCACUCGUCCACUUCAGUUAAUAUUCCAGUGAUUUUCCGCUGCAGCGUUUUAAACCUCGUGCUGUUUGGAAACAGGAAGCCGUGAUUCCCAAACACGCCGGACUGAGAAUGCAGAUUAGCUGAGAUUAGCUGAGAUGAUCGUUAGAGCGUCUCUUUUUUUAUAUAUGAAAAGAUCAGCGAAUCUCUACAUCAGACGGCGUUCCGUUCCGUUUCGUUCCAUCUUACACUUACUGUGAUUUAUUACUAACCUGAAUCUCUAAACGAUUUCUAAACACACAGUAUGUGCAAAUUUUUGCUAAUUUCUGUUUUUCUUUCCACUUCGGCUCGCUGGAGAAAUAUUCCAUAUCAUAUUCUUUCCAUUUAUUUAAACACAGGCACGUGUAAGGACACGCCCACAUUUAUGCAAAUAUAUCACUAACGCAUUUUUGUAUAUAAACAAAAGUAUUUUUUUCUUUUCCUUUUUUUAACCAAAAUGCAGUAUAUCUAUCAGAAACAACAACCUUAGAGAUACGUACUGAGUUUUAAUAAUAAAUUCUGAAAUAAAUAACGAACAGGAUGGAAAACUAGAGUAGUAGAAGUAUUUUUACAUAAUAAAAUGAAAAUAUAAUAUCCCUCGAUUUAAAAGAUAAUGAAUUAUUUAGACUCAGAGCGAUUAACCGUAUCAGUGAGGUCAGGAUCACGCGAGUGUGUUUACGAUCGUCUCCUUCCUUCUUUCCUUCCUUCCUCUGACGCUCGAGGUCUCGAGUCUCGUGAAAUCCAAAUCAUCGACACGUCCCUUACCUCUUCAACCCGCUUUAAUCCAAGUGUAAAUGGUUUAAAUUUAAGAGCGAAAUGUUUCUUUUUUCUUUUGAUGAUGAAGUACGUUAUAGAUAAAACUCUCAGAUUUAAUUCUUCUGAGAGAAAGAAACUCAUCUUUUCAUUUAAUGAUCUUUUCAUUUUCUUUUUGUUGUUUUGGAGUUUUAGUCUAAAAUCCGAGUCUGUCAUUUCAUCUUUAAUUCAGCAUGUCUUGAUGAUUAUUAUUAUUAUUAUUAUUAUUAUUAUUAUUAUUAUAUCUGAUGGCGUGUAGGAACGUUUCCGUGGUGAUGUGGUGUGAUCAGGUGGAAGGCGUCUAAUCAAUCAUGUUAUAGAAAUAUUAAAAAAAGUCAUUAGCACAUUUUAAAAUAAAUAUUAUUUCACAUGGAUGUAACCUGUAUGAUUACGGGAGGCAUUUUUUUCACUACAUCUUAAGAAUAUGGUGAAUAUAAUCAGUUUAUCUGAUAUUUCUUAUAAUCAGAUUAUUAUAAAUCAGAUGUAAUAUUAUUCAGCGUGUGUUUUCAAGCUUUAUGUUUCUGUGUCUGGAAAUAAAUACUUAACGUUAGAAAAAAUAUAAAUAUUUCAAGCUUGAAAUGUCUAGAAAUCAUUUUAAUAAUCAAAUUAAUACAUUAAUAAUUAUUAAUACGUUAAUAAUCAAAUAUCUUACAAUUAUCUUAUAAUUUUAUAAAAGGAAACGCUAAAUAUCUGACUUUAUCAUCUGACUUUAUUCAAGACGUCAUUUUUACGCACGGCUUGUAAUGUUUAUAACGAGCCUGUAAUCGUUUAUUAUCGUUUAUUAUUAUAAUAUUAUCAUCUAAUAGAGCUAGCGUCUUCAUUUCAGGUGUGUGUUUACGUGUUACCUGUCCUGUAAUUUAGCUCCGCCCCCGGUUAUUACCUUAAACACACCGACGACGUCUUAGCAAACCGUCUUGAAUAUAAUCAAAUUAAUCUAAUAUUUCCUAUUAGAAGAUUACAGUAAACUAAAUGUAAGAUUUUCAGCCUGACUCUAGACAUUUUUACUCAUUUUAAGCUUUAAAUUGUUUUAUUUUAUGAGAAAUAAAUGUAUAAAAUGAGCAAACGCCGUCAUCCUGCAGGGAAAGUUAAACGACAUGAGAUGAGCAGGACGUUCAUUCGGCACAGACGCCGAUCAACACUGAUAAAUAAAAAGCUUUUAGGGAAAUGAAGGGAAAUAAAUCCGUUAAAAAAAGCGUGACGUGUUUCUGAGAAACGCAGAGUGAAAGACGGCGUUUAAUUAGAGCCUGAAAACGUGCGUGGGAGAUUCAGAGACGUGUAAAAUACGCGAAUGUGUGCGUGCGCUCAGAGGAAUGAGGGGUUUGGCCGAGACGCCGGCGUCCUCACCAGCCAUCUGCUCAUCGAUGACUAAUUUCCUGAGAGGAAGUAAAUAUUAAAUAUUAAAUAUUAAAUAUAACAAACAGGAUGUAAAUAUGAUACUGUUCAUCUGACCACCACGGAUACGGUCUCUCAUCAAACACACAG